AUGUGGUCAGGUAUCUCGGCUACGACAGGCAUGCACCAUGUGGUACCUGUGGGGAGUCGAGAAGUGUCUGUGGGGGAUGCCCCUGCUUCUAGUGAAAUUGCUGUGCAGGUGCCGGAAACACCGGCACAAGUCGACUGUCCAGAUUUCGAGUUCCGAAGGGAGGGAAUUCAUCUUGAAGAGGUCAUCGGCAACGGCUUCUACGGCCAGGUUGUGAAGGCUAAAUCCGACGGGAUUCUCGAAGGAGAGAGCACCACAGUUGCUGUCAAAAUCUUGAAAGGCCAUGCAAGCACCACCGACUUUAAGAAUGAGCUGGCCAUUUUCAGAGCCCUUGAAAAACACCCAUUUGUCGUAUCGUUUCUUGGAAGUUGCACAGAAAAAGAGCCUUUCUACAUGAUCAUGGAAUACGUUCCCAAUGGUACGCUGGAGGCCUUCAUCACACGGAAACGACUGGCAUGGACCGAAACACGACUCACUGGAUUAAUGAAAGAAGCAAUGAACCCCCUUCGAAUACUGCUGUUCGGUUUCCAAAUCGCUAGUGGAAUGGAGUACUUGUCCUCUAAACAUUUGGUCCAUCGUGACCUUGCUACAAGAAAUGUACUUCUUGAUGAAGGCCUAACCUGCAAGUUGUGCGACUUUGGCCUGGCUCGUGAUGUCAAAGGAAUAGGACAGUACACACAGAAAUCUGGGAAUGCGAUUCCUUUUCGAUGGCUGGCCCUGGAGUGUAUUCGUGAUAGCAUCUACACAACCAAGAGUGACGUUUGGUCAUUCGGUGUUCUCAUGUGGGAGCUUAUGACGCUUGGCGCGCAGCCCUACACAGACAUGUCCUUCGAGGCCAUGGUUGUCUAUCUGCUCGGUGGUUUUCGGCUUCCGAGACCUGCUCACUGUGGGGAAGAAAUAUAUGUCCUGAUGUCGGAGUGUUGGACAACCGAACCCGAAUUCAGACCAAGCUUCACUGACCUACGGCAAAGACUGGAUUGCCUGUUAAAACUUGACUCGAAAUUGAUGGAUAUGUCCCAAUUUACGUCUGAUGUUUACCUCUACCAAAACCCGUUGGUGCAAACCUACUUGCUGGGAGAAGCCUAGAGUCUCGUUGGGCGAAUCAUGGACGAAUUUGCUCAUCGUGGUCGCCGAGACCUUUUUGCUAUUCUGAUCAUGUCGGCAAGGGGUAUUUUUAUCACAUUUGAAAAAACAACUCGCUGUGUACAGGAUGAUUGGAUUAUCGGAUAAUGAGGUCCGAUGUACUGGCAGGAACACCCAUUACAGAUCUUUGAUCUGUUCACAAAAAAAAUGACAAGUGUUUGCUGGGCGGACUGCGAAAACUUUAACCAUGGAAAUUUCC
Acanthaster planci (crown-of-thorns starfish) is the source of this 1339-nucleotide messenger RNA. Its product is annotated as fibroblast growth factor receptor-like. Gene Ontology annotation, biological process: multicellular organism development; protein phosphorylation; positive regulation of kinase activity. The record is from RefSeq and is a predicted model, not a curated record. Gene Ontology annotation, molecular function: transmembrane receptor protein tyrosine kinase activity; ATP binding. NCBI's taxonomy places the organism in Eukaryota, Metazoa, Echinodermata, Asteroidea, Valvatida, Acanthasteridae. Gene Ontology annotation, cellular component: plasma membrane; signaling receptor complex.